This is a messenger RNA of Cylindrotheca closterium, 1272 nucleotides long. The record is from the annotation of a GenBank genome assembly. Lineage: Eukaryota; Bacillariophyta; Bacillariophyceae; Bacillariales; Bacillariaceae.
GGGCUUCCAUUCCCCAUGACACAUGAGAAACAGAAAGGGCUCUUCAAGUGCUGGACGGAUGAGAUAGUGGGCAUUGCAUUGCUGGCCGAAGUUAAUCUUCAAUGGUCAGCAGUGCCAAGAGGGCACAAGUGGUUUGAUCGAGUUAAGUCCUUCACUAAUCAGGGACAUUUCUCUUCAGUGUCUUACCAUGAACAUCAGGAGUUUCCAACUCCCUCGGCGCAUCAAUGGGGUGGAUGUUCCGCUACAUUACUCCACAAGGUUGCGCGUCGUGCAAAGUCAGGCGGCAACGACAAGACAGGGCUAGGCAGGUUCUCAUGGAUCAAGAUUCAGGGUAGGGACAUCCGACAACAGGAGUCUCAGACUGAUGGGCCCCUGGCUGGUCCUUUAGAUCUUGUGGUCUCUGCAUAUCGUCCAAACAAGGAGGGUACCAAUGCCGGUAGUGUUUGGAACUCCCAACGGAAUUACUGGCUGAGCAAGGGGGUGACAAUGGAUCCCCGGGACAAGCUCACACUAGAUUUGGUGGACCUGAUCAAUCAAUGGAAAGCAGAAGGGUGUGAGAUUCUCCUUGGGUUAGAUGCAAACGAAGAUGUCUCCUACAACUCCCCCUCUUCCUUCCGCCAAGAGAUGAGGAUUGCAGGCCUGACCAAGGCUAUCUUACGCCGACAUCAGGGCCCUUACCCAGCGACAACCCACACUCGGAUGACGGAUACUCCCAUUGACGGUAUUUUUGUGACUGACGGUGUCUAUGUCACUGCAGGAGGAUACUUGGACUUCCAGCAGUAUUUUAAGUCGGACCACAGGGGACUCUGGAUUGACAUUGACCUGGAAGCGACUCUUGGGGCUUCACCGGUCAACUCCCCCUCCUUCCAACCACCGGAGGAUAUUUCGGUCCAGGAUAGAUACUUGACGGCAAACCAGCGAGAUCGCUUCAACACAAUUCAUUGUCAGGCCUAUGAGAUCCGCCGAAGAGCUGAGCGCAACUGCCGGAAACUGUCAAUGGGUAAAGUUCACUGGUCACCAAAAAUGCAGCUGAAAUGGGAUAGGCUGCACCUCUACCAGCUUUUGAUCUUGGGACAUAAACAGGUCAGGACUGGCUCACGGAAGGUCCGGUGCUUGCUGAAGAAGACAGGGCUGAGUGACGCAUGGAAAUUAUCGGAAGCUGACCUACAGGCAAAGUGGCACCUUGAACACCAAGAAUACAAGGAGGUCAAGCGGAAGCGUGCACAUCAGUGGCGCCUGGAGUACCUGGAGUCCAAAUCAGCAGCAGUCUAG